Cylicocyclus nassatus is the source of this 700-nucleotide messenger RNA. The record is from the annotation of a GenBank genome assembly. NCBI's taxonomy places the organism in Eukaryota, Metazoa, Nematoda, Chromadorea, Rhabditida, Strongylidae.
UAUCAAAACUAGGUGUACUCUGCUUCAACUUCCAAAUAAACAUCGGUUGCUUAAGUCCGAAACUUGUACUAUACUUCAAUGCCUAGAUCGGUGAUUUUGCUGCUCUCAGAAAGUAAUGCGGUUUCAUGCGAUGGGACACAAUCAUUGGAAUCUGAACUAAAUGAUGAGAUUACGAACGAAGCAGCAGCAAGUGAAUUUGAAAUAAGAACCGUACAUUUGCCAGUACGAGAAAAUACUGUCAAGAGCGCUUGGGAUUCCUAUAUAUUCUACAAGAUCAGAAGAUUAUUUGAACACACAUCAAGAGCAAAAAAGAAGUUUUCAAGAAGCUCAAAAAGUUCAAGGCACAGAAGCGACGAGUGGGGAUCGUGCGCGAUAUGCCUUGAUGAGAAACCUCUCGAUCCGGUCGGAUGCAUUCACUGCCGACAACUAGUUGGAUGCCGGAGUUGCGCAAAUCGCUGGUACACGACCGAUAGAACCAAAAAACAUAAAUUAGGCAAUCCAACAAACACUGAGCGUUGUCCACUUUGUCGUCACGAAUGGAAGACGCGACCGGCGGUGAAAGAAAUGCGAAAGCUGAAGAAGACUGGACUGCGCAGGAAGAGCGAGUGACAGCUUGUCUGGUUUCGUAGUCAUUCUAUGUGAAUUUCCUGCUGCCGGUGCGUUGAUGCCUUUAUGUGUCCGCUGUUCAUGCAUAUACCUC